Molecule: messenger RNA, 4144 nt
Organism: Leptopilina boulardi
Lineage: Eukaryota; Metazoa; Arthropoda; Insecta; Hymenoptera; Figitidae
Product: lipase maturation factor 2-like
Exons: 9
Coding region: 196-2136 (646 amino acids)
Biological process (GO): protein maturation
Cellular component (GO): endoplasmic reticulum membrane
Source: RefSeq, a predicted model, not a curated record
UAGUCAAGCGGCACACGCACACAAACGGGCAUCCACUGUACAAUUUUUUCUCGCACAUAUUCUUGAAAAAGCACGCUUGAAGAUCGCGUCAAUAGUAAAGUAAAUUUACUUUUAUAAUUGUGUAUUUUUUGCAAAUGAAUUCUCAAUAAAGUCGGAAGUUUAUUUGCUCUCAAAAACAAAAAAAAACUACCAAAAAUGGUUCAAGUACGUUACACACGCAAUGUAUUUCUGCGGGGGUUGUGCAUUAUUUAUCUCUUCGCUUUUCUCAGUUUUUAUAUUCAAAUUCCAGGCCUCUAUGGUGAUAAUGGAAUUCUUCCGGCAAAAACGCAAAUGGAUCUUCAAUCACGAGCACCAUUGUCUCAAAAGUUGAUGCAAAAACCAACUUUCGUUUGGUUUGCAUCUUUCUUAGGUUUGAAUGUCGAAUACAUGCUUGACGUUCUUGCUUUGCUUGGAGUUGUUCUCUCCUUUUUAGGAUUUAUAUCACAAAAGUUUUGUGUGGCUCCAGUAUUUUUUGGAUUGUGGUCCCUCUAUUAUUCUCUGUAUCAAGUGGGACAAACUUUUAUGUGGUUUCAGUGGGAUGCUCUUUUAUUAGAAACAGGAUUUUUGUGUAUAAUAAUAGCACCACUUUGGUAUACACAACAAGUAAAAGCAGGAACACCAAGUGAUUCAAUUAGAUUUUGGGCAGUUCGAUGGCUUUGUUUUCGAUUAAUGUUCUCCAGUGGCGUUGUUAAACUAACUUCCGGAUGUCCGACUUGGUGGAACUUGGAAGCUUUAAAUAUACACUUUGAGUCGCAAUGUAUUCCUACACCUUUGGCAUGGUAUGCACAUCAUUUACCAACGUGGUUCCUUAGAUUAUUCACAGUUCAUGCAAAUAUUUCCGAGCUUGUGAUUCCAUUUUUAUUCUUCUCGCCAAUAAGGAAACUUCGAAUAAGUGCAUUUUAUUGGCAGCUAUUCCUGAUGGUUAAUAUAAUAGCAACAGGAAAUUAUAAUUUUUUCAAUUUAUUGACAAUCUGCCUAAGUAUUUCACUGUUGGACGAUCAAUUUUUCUACAAAGGAAGAACGAAGGCUGGCUCAUCGAAAAUUUUCAAUUAUCUCUCAAUUCUCGCGUGUGUUGUUGUAUAUUUGGGAAUUCUCUAUGGAACACACAUUUAUUAUAAUAUGAAAUUCGCUGAAAAUUGGACAAUUCAUACGAAAAUAGGUUUUACGCAAAAACAAUUUGACGAAAUUCUUGGUAAAACAAUUCCAAUUUCAAUUUAUAUCGCAAUGGUUUCACUUGGAUUUACUGUCGCUGAUGCAAUUACAAAUUCAGUAUUGAAUGUCAAGGGAGUUCAAAAGAAAGUUUCAACUACGCUUGUCACUAUUUUGUAUACAAUUAUCAUUGGAUUCAUUUUUGCCAUCAGUGUUGUUCCUUACGCGACUUUACAUCCAUCUCAUAAUCAAACAGUGCCGAUGCAACUGAAGAAAAUUCACGCGAAAGUAGAUCAAUUGCAUCUUGUUAAUAGUUACGGUUUAUUCCGACGAAUGACUGGAGUGGGCGGAAGACCAGAAGUCAUUAUCGAAGGCAGUAACAGUGUUGAAGGACCGUGGAAGGAAUAUGAAUUCCUCUAUAAGCCAGGAAAUGUUAAUAACUCGAUGCCAUUUGUCGCGCCACAUCAACCGCGACUUGAUUGGCAAAUGUGGUUCGCUUCCCUUGGUACGUAUCAUCAAAAUCCUUGGCUCAUGUCGUUUGCAUAUCGACUUUUGAACGGACAAAAAGAAGUGUUGGCAUUAAUUAACAAUGCGAAAAAUCCUUUCCGCAAUAAUCCACCAAAAUAUGUGAAAGCCAGUCUUUAUCACUAUCACUUCACUCCAUGGAGUCAAAGAAACAGUCAAGCCUGGUGGACGAGGGAAAAGGUCGGCGAAUAUUUUCCCGUUUUUAGUCGCGAUCAUCCGCCACUUCUCGAAUAUUUAGCGAAAAUGAAAAUAAUACAAGACAAACCAACGCCAAAGAUCGCAAACGAACCACUUAAAAUUGUCUUAGACUUUAUUAGAGGAAUGGUGACAAAAAUCGAAGCGAGUUUACUUCUCUGGGGUGUUUUUACAGCCGGAUGUGCAAUUAUCAUGACUGCCUCAAAUCCAACACCAAAAAAGAAGUAAAAAUAACAACAACAACAACAACAACAAAAAAAAAUCCACUAAGCAAGUGUUGUCAAAUGGUGUGUAAGAAAAUGUAUGAUAUUUGACAAGUUUUUUUUUUUUUUUCUUUGUUUUCUUUUUUAGUGUUGUGAAGUAGGUAUAUGAGAUUAAGAAUCAUUGGUCGGUUAAAAAUCGGAUUUUUUUCUACGUAUUCAAAAAAAAAAAAAAAGAAAAAUGAAAAAUGUUUUUUCGAAUUCGUGAGUUUGUGCGCACCAGAGUGUGAAUAUUCGCUUUGUGUAUGUAUGUAUAUAAUAAUCGGUCUCUUCUCCAAUUAUAUGGAGAAAUUUCUCUCUCUCAAAAAAAAAAGAAGAAGUUUAACGGCCUUUUUUUGAUAUUCAAUUUUUGUUUUGUUUUCGUUUUUUUUCCCCCCAAUCGUGUAGUUUACUCAUUAGAAUUUUUUUCUUUCUAAUGUAUAUGUCAUUGUAAUAGUAUGUAAAAGGAAAAAAAAAAAACCCCCUCGAAUUUUUAGCGGCCGUUCGAGUUAUAACACGUUUUAUGUGUGGUGAUAAUAACUAUCUUUAAAAUAAUAAUGUCAAAAUACUCUGCAAAUCGAAGGUUCGAAGUCUCCAAAUUAAAUUAUAUUUUUAUAAUCUUUUUCAUAAUAUCUCUUAUAUAUUGAAUAUUGUCGUUGUGAAUGUAGUUUAAAAAAAAUUGUUCGCCUACGUCGGAUUCGGAUAAAAAAAAAAAAAAAAAAAAAAAAAAAAGUUAAUGCUUGAAAAUGCUGGAAAAAAAGUUUUCAUUUUUUAAUUAUUAAAUUUUUUUUUAUUUUAUUAAUUUUUUUAAAUAUAAAUCGUUUGCAAAAAUUGUCUGAGUUUUUAUUAUUGCAAACUUGACUAUUUAAUUUGCGAUAAAAAAAAUUUGUUUAAAAGUCUUAGAAUUUUUGCAAAAAUCGAUUUUUAUUUAAUUCAAUAAUCUAAAAAAAAAAAUAAUUAUUAAUUGAGUACUUUUUUUUUAAUAACGACCUCGACGUAUUAAAUGUAUUGCUGUACAAUUAGUUAAAAAAAAAAAAUUGUUUUUAACACAAAAAGCAUUAUUCUUUCAAUAUUUUUAAAUUAUUACAAUUUUGAAUUUGUUAUAAAUUUUUAAUUAAUUUUUUUUUUACUUAAAUUUUUUAUUGAAUUUACAAGUUUUUUUCUACCUAAAAAAAAUUAUUAAUAAUCAUGCUGUUAAAAAUUUUCAUAAAUAAAAAAAACUCGCACAAAAGGAAUGGAAAACUUUUUUUUUUUAAAUCAUGCAAAUUUCUAGCAUUAAUUUUUCUCAGCGACCGCAGUUAGUGAACUUUGUAGAGUGAAAAAUGCCAAUCCAUUAGGAACGUUAACUUUUUAGAAAAAGUUGACUUUAGCGAAAAUUAAUUAAUUUUAGUUAAUUAAUUACUUUAGCUAAUUAGUUACAAAGAAUCUCGUGCAUUUAUUUAUAAUUACAGUAAAUUAACAACAGUUUAAUCUGAAUUCAAUAAACAAAUUAAUUAGUAAUUAAACGGAUUAAUUAGAAACUAAUUAACUACAGUGAUUUAAGUACAAUUUGAACUAUAAUUAAUUAAAAUUAGAAAAGUUAACUUUAUUAUAUAAAUAAUCGAAAAAAAACCGCAUUUUUCUUUUUUUAGAAAAUUCUUUUAAAAUUUAUUCUAUUUUUAUCUUUUUUGACAUAAACAUUGAUACGAAUCUUGAUUGUGUAGAAAAUAAUUUGUCAAUUUAUUGUGAUAAAUAUUUUGUAAUUCGAAAAUGAAAAGACUUCCUUGUUAUUAGAAUACUUUUUUUCUACUAAAUUUGAAAAUUAAAAUUAAUAAUUUACAAAAUUUUUGUUUACUCUCGAUAAGAGAGUGGAGUUAAUUAUUUUUUAAUACGUACUUAUGUAUAAUUUUAAUGAAGCAUUUAAGAAAAAAAAAAGCAACUAAGACUCGACCCAAUUUUUCAAUGUAACGCAAUCCUACCAUUAGAAUUGAUUAAUAAUAAUAAUUAUAUAUAAUAUU